AUGGAUAUCGGUCUGGCGGUGCGGUCUCCGCUUGAUGCUCUAGAUCUACCCUCCAGAGAUGUUUCGACACUGCUGAGGUACUUGUCGUUGACCCGCGUCCAGCGGGCUGCACUGGUUCAAGCUGAGCUAGUGGAGGUCGUGGCCACGGCGCAUAGGGCCACUGCUCGGCUUGUUGAGCGUUUGAAGCUCGCGAGCACCCAAGGAAUCAAAGCAGAGUCCUUUAAUAGGGCUGUGGGUGCCAUGCAGGAGAUUCUAGAGUCCCUGAUGGAACCAGCUGCGGGUAGGGCACUUGACGAAACGGGUCGGCGGCGUCUCGAGUGGUUCCGCCAGCACGACGACUGGGGUCGGUACGUCGACCUCGCACUGUACGCUGGCGUGCACCGGCCCGCGGGCAUCCUCCUGGGAAACCCAUUGACCGACGCUGAGCAGGAGCGGCCGCUUCUGGAGCAGUUCGCACCGGUGCUCGUGUCGAGUUUGUGGCAACGCUUGGGGCCUUUUCGCACCGCGCACUACGCUGACCCCUUGCUGAUGGAUGCGCUGCUAUCUACAACGGCCUUUUUGCGUAACAGCACAGCCAGGAUCAUAUUUAGCACGAGUAACGUCUUCCAUGAGGGGGACGGAGAGCCCAACAAAGCCGCUGAAGCGGCGGAGAUGCCAUCAGCUCCCUCGUCUUUUUUUGGUAAGCAGCACGUCCACGGGAUUUCGGCGCUCAGUGCUUAUCUUGAGCAGCCAGCCGCAGCGCCUCUGGAAGUCAUCUACCAGGUGUUGUUCAGUCUGUGGCUGUUGUCUUUUUCUGUGCGGGAAAUCGGACCGGAGCCUUUCGAAAGCGGCCGAUUACCUCUACGAUUGAAUGGCGUUCUGCGUGAGCUCAAGGCUCAAAAGGCGGUGCGCUUGACGCUUGCCGUUUUACGCAACCUAUCCGAGGACGCGACACUCUGUCGAGAGAUGAUCGGUGCGGGCAUUGCAACGUAUCUGGGCACAAAUAAUGCUGCACUUCGUCGAUGGAAUGAUGAAGAACUCCAGCUCGACGUGAUGCACCUGCGAAGCCGACUAGCAGAGGAGCUUUCCUCCAUGACUUCGUUAGAGAUGUAUCUGGAGGAGCUCCUCGUCGGUUCGCUAGACUGGACACCAGCGCACCGGGAUGCAGCAUUUUGGGAGGAAAACGCAAACAAAUUUGAAGCGGAAAAUUGGAAAGUCUUGCGUCGAUUGUGUACGUUGAUCCGGGACUCGCAAGAUGCCCACACGCUCAAUAUUGCUAUGAACGAUGUUUGUGAAAUUUUGCGGGUACAACCGCGAGCGCGGCUCAUCCUCGAAACCGAGCAGAUCAAACCACGUCUGUUGGAGCUGCUCACCCAUUCUAGCAGCGACGUGAAGCGACGAGCGCUCUCUUGUCUACAGAGACUCGUACUUAGUGGGUCGCGAGCGAUCCCCAGCAUGAACUAG
Cyanidioschyzon merolae strain 10D is the source of this 1443-nucleotide messenger RNA. RefSeq names its product similar to V-type ATPase V1 subunit H. The record is from RefSeq and is a predicted model, not a curated record. Gene Ontology annotation, molecular function: proton-transporting ATPase activity, rotational mechanism. Gene Ontology annotation, cellular component: vacuolar proton-transporting V-type ATPase, V1 domain. The coding region runs from base 1 to 1443 and encodes 480 amino acids. The transcript has a single exon. NCBI's taxonomy places the organism in Eukaryota, Rhodophyta, Bangiophyceae, Cyanidiales, Cyanidiaceae. Gene Ontology annotation, biological process: proton transmembrane transport.